Molecule: messenger RNA, 594 nt
Organism: Mesorhabditis spiculigera
Lineage: Eukaryota; Metazoa; Nematoda; Chromadorea; Rhabditida; Rhabditidae
Source: the annotation of a GenBank genome assembly
AUGAACCACUCGUCGGGCGUCGGCUCGAUGCACUCUCACUAUUCAGGCAGAAACCGCUCACGAAGCCGGCAGCCCGUCUACACCUCCGACAAACGGGCCAAAUUCACGCAGCGCGAAAGCAAGAAAUGGAUCCGGUUCAUCACGGUGCUCGGCUACAUCGUGUUCGUCUCGCUGCCGGCCGUCUGUCUGUCCAUCUACUACGUCUACAUUUGGGACCCGCAGUACCUGAAAAACUUCCCCAACCACACCAUGGUCAACAAGUCGUACACGGUCUACAAGCCGAAAGAUCAGCGCCAAACGCGGCAGACGUUUGAGAGCCCCCUCUACGACAAUCCACCGCCAUACGCCAAAAAUAAUCAAGAGUGUACUUGCGUCAACCCGGUCCCAAUCCGGCCCACCCAAGAAAUCUCGCCAAGCUUGGGCCACAUUUUGUCGAGCUCGGUCUCCCACGAAGCCGACGCGCGUUCAAAAAUUGAGCCCGAGCGUGGCCAGCAGCUUCCGACAUCACAAUCCUCCGAAUCUCGGCCAAUAUCGUCGAGCAGCGAGAGCUAUUCGGCGUCCCAGGAGUUCCGGUUGAAGAGUGUGGAGGCCGGC